AUGCAGCCCAGACAUCAGAGCUGGAAGGAAGUGACAGAUGACCAUCAUGCCUUACCUGGAACCUGGCCGUGGCUCAUCAGCAUCCAGAUCUUCACUCCCAAGGGACCAAGGCAUUCUUGUGACGGAGCCGUAGUGGAUGUCCGUUGGAUCCUCGCUGCAGCACACUGUUUCAGUACAAAGGAAAACUCUCUGAAAGUCUGGAAGAUUGUGUUGGGGGCCACCGAUCUGUCCAGAUUGCCAGACAUAGCCCAGUUCCGCUCAAUAAAACGAAUCAUCUUCCACCAGGAUUACAAUCCCUCCGCAAAGAUCAACGACGUGGCGCUGAUAGAGCUUGACAGCCCUGUGACGUUCAAUGCCUAUGUGCAGCCAAUCUGUUUGCCCCCGGUCAGCUUGGACUCUGAAGCCUUCUCCAUCUGUUACGUCAGUGGCUGGAAUUCAAGCGGUAUCUCCGCCGUCGUGUAUGAAGUCAAAGCAGAUAUUCUAGAGACGACGACAUGCAACAGCAGCGAGUGGUAUCAAGGGAGGAUGAAUCCGCACACGCUCUGUGCAGGUUUGCACGAGAGGGAUAGCGACUCUUGCCAGGGGCACAAUGGAGGUCUUUUAAUGUGUAAGACAUUGCCCAAGUCACCAUACUACAUACUUGGCAUUUCCAACUCGGAGAAGGAUUGUGCCAGGACAGAGUACCCCAGAAUUUAUACCUCCGUUCAGCAGUUCCUGGAAUGGAUCUCCAAAAAGAUGGGAAGCCAAGAGAUCCAAAAGGAGGAAGUAGACCGUAAGAUUGAGGAGAGCAGUUCCAUUUCAAUCACAAACGUCCCGAAGGAAACGGUUGUCAUACAACCCCCAUUUAUUCCUCAAGAAACAGUUCCCACACUUCUAGAUCCUCCCUAUGUUCCAGAAGAAACAACUCCUUCGCCUCCAGUGUCUCCCUUUAUUCCUACAGAGACGAAACUCAUUCUGGAGCUUCCAUCGGUCGACGAGCCAUUUCAUACGGGACACAAAGCAGUCGAUAGCUCAGUGCAGUAUCGCCUUCCAAACACAACUGCUUUGCCCCCCGAAUAUGUUCCUCCAGAAGCAGAAGUCACUCUGGAGCCCCCAUAUAUCCCUCUAGAGGACCCUGAUCAUCUAGAGCCUCCGUUCAUCCCUCCAGAAGCAUCCAUCCUUGUGGAACCUCCAUACACCCUUCGGGAAACCACGGCUUCUCUAGAGCCACCCUACACGCCCCAGGAAAUCACCACUCCUCUAGAACCUCCAUACACCCCCACGGAGACUUCUAUUCCUCUAGAAAAUCCAUACCUACCUUCGGAGACCUCUGUCACUAUAAAAGCACCAUAUGUGCCUGAAGAGACCCCUCCAUCUCUGGAGGCACCAUAUCAUUCUCCAGAGACCUCCCCUACUCUAGAACUUCCAUACACGCCUCCAGAGACUCCUGCUACUCUAGAAACCCCAUACAUGCCUCCAGAAACUCCUGCUCCUCUACAGCCGCCCUACACACCUCCAGAAGCUCCCACUUCUCUAAAACCUCCAUAUAUGCCCCCAGAAUCUACUACCAAUCUAGAACGUCCAUACACACCUCCAGAAGCUCCCACUUCUCUAAAACCUCCAUAUAUGCCCCCAGAAUCGACUACUAAUCUAGAACGUCCAUACACACCUCCAGAAAUUCCUGCUGCUCUAGAACCUCCAUGCAUACUUCUAGAAGGUCCAGGAACAUCCCAAGGCGCUCCUCCUCUAGAAGCUCCAAACACACCUUCAAGAAAUCCCGCUCCUAGAAACCCUCCAUGCAUAUCUCCAGAAACGUUUGCUCCUCUAGACAUUCCACACAUACCCCCAGAAGCUCUUUCUUCUCUAGAACCUCCACACAUAUCUUCAGAAAUAUCUUCGCCCUUAUAGCCCCCAUACAUCCCCGUGAGGCCCACGUCCACCAGAACAGCCAUACACACCUCUAGAAACCCCUGCUCAAGAAACUCCUGUUCAUCUGGAACCUCCUCCUCUCAAGACUCAUCCUACAGGUCACUACCACUCUGGAACCAUCGUAUAUUUUUCAUGAACCCCAUUGUGCCUUCAGCGACUAGCAAUAUGGAGCCUCCACAUAUUUCUCCAAGGUACAAUCUCUCUAAGACUUCUCCGUCCAUUGAGUAGUCAUCUACUCCACCAGAGUAUCCGUAUUUUUCUCCAGAUGCACCUGGUAGAUGACCUUUCCCCGUGGAAACCUUUCUCCAUUGACCUCCCCUCUAAUAUCCAACAUACUCUUCACACAACAUUGGGAGACAAUGAAGCAUUGUCAAAACGAGAUUCCAGAUGUUCCUCUCUGAUCCAGAUGUCUCCAGAGGCAUCUGUUCCUGUUGAGUGGCUACACUGUCUUCCUAGAAUCUUUUAUGCUUAGAGUGACCAUGUACAACGUUGGCUUCUGCACCCCUAAACAACUCCCCUGCUCUUCCAGAGUUCUUAAAACAGCUCCAGGAAACAACCAUGACAAAUAUCAUAAAAUUUAGUUAUACUUUAGAACACAUAGAUUUUAUUGAUUUGUUUAAUGUAUUUAAUUAUUCAAUUGUUUCUUUAUUAAACUGCUCUAUCCUCAUCCAAAGUGCACCGGCAUCUCUCUUGAAACAGCCACCUUAUUGCAACAUCUUCGGAUGGUCAUCUACUCUGGAGGUUCCACCUGAAUGACAUGGCUUGGACUUGGUCCAGGUAGUCCUCAACCUACGACCACAAUUGAGCCCCAAACUUCUGUUGCUAAACAAGACAAUUCAGUGAAUUUUGCCCCACUUUAUGACCUUUCUUGCUACAGUU
This is a messenger RNA of Crotalus tigris (Tiger rattlesnake), 2787 nucleotides long. RefSeq names its product acrosin-like. The record is from RefSeq and is a predicted model, not a curated record. Gene Ontology annotation, biological process: proteolysis; acrosome reaction. Gene Ontology annotation, molecular function: serine-type endopeptidase activity. Bases 1 to 1887 code for a protein of 628 amino acids. The transcript is spliced from 4 exons. NCBI's taxonomy places the organism in Eukaryota, Metazoa, Chordata, Lepidosauria, Squamata, Viperidae.